AUAACACCGCGUCGAGAUGCGCAAGCGCGCGCGCACGGUUAUAAGAUUUCAGGCUGUGUGGCGUGUGACAGCAUCAAAAGAGGAAAAGAGUGAGUGGUGGAACGGCAGUGGAGGAGAGAGCGAGAGGAAGUUUGAGUUAAAUCAGAUUCUUUUUUCUCUCCUUACCGCGUAUGUACAUACGUGUAUACUCUCUGCAGUGCGCGAUGCUUCGGUGAGUCGAGUGUGUCAUCUCUUACGAGGACUGGAGUAAAUGGAGAUCUGUCAGAUGCGGCGUAACGACGCAGUCAUCGCGGCCGAAAGGCGAGUAGUUUGCACGUUAUCGCAUACAAAUUACCGAUAACGCCGGUUUGAUGGCUUACCGGAUAUACCUUGUCACAAGGACUCACAAGCGUCGCAAGUCAAGAUGGACAGAUUACGACUACUGCCUGUGGAUUUACCUGCAAUCACUGUCAGUAAUACUGGAAAUAUUAAAGGCAAGGCAUCUUUCGUUCGACGAUUGGCAAUAGGAUUUGUAAUUUUGGCUAUACUAGGCCUUUUAUAUGUGCCAGCAUACCACUCUGCUCAGAGUCCAUUCUUAGGAUUAGGUGAGACUCCAUCUCCUGCAGAACCUCUUGGCAGUUCACAUUCGAUAGCAUCCGUGGCACAACUACCUGGAUGGUCAUAUAAUACUUCAAGAGAUCUCUGUGUUUAUAUUCAUCCAGAAAAUACUACAUCAAUUCUUAAUCCUACCAACAUCUGUUCACCAUCGCCAUAUUUGUUAAUAAUUAUAUGCUCGGCAGUCGCAAAUCAUGAGGCUCGUGCUGCUAUCAGGAACACAUGGGCCAACAAGUAUAAUUUAGAUCAUUUAUAUAAUUCUGCAGUGAAAAUAGCAUUUCUAUUAGGACAAAGUGACAAUGACACACUCAAUAAUUUAAUUAUUGAAGAAAGUUCUCAGUAUAAUGAUAUUGUACAAGAACGUUUUUUCGACACAUACAACAAUCUAACGUUGAAAUCAGUCAUGAUGCUAAAAUGGGUGACAUCGAAUUGCAAUCAAGCCAAGUACCUAAUGAAAACGGACGACGAUAUGUUCGUGAAUAUUCCGUUGCUCCUGCAAACAUUGCGUUCGAAAACGCAAAAUACCGAAACCCUGCUGCUAGGUUCUCUUAUUUGUAAUGCUAGACCAAUAUUAGAUCCUAAGAACAAGUGGUAUACACCAAAGUAUAUGUACCCGGAGAAAACAUAUCCGAAUUAUUUAUCAGGCACGGGGUAUGUUAUGAGCACGAGUGUAGCAUUUAAAUUAUAUCAAGCAGCGUUAGUGACACCAUUGCUGCAUUUAGAAGACGUUUACAUCACAGGUUUAUGCGCGAAACGCGCGAAGAUCCGACCUGUCAAUCAUCCGGGAUUCAGUUACAUACCUCGUAAGUUAGAUCCCUGCGUACUAAGGAACGCCAUUACCACGCACAAAGUUAAUGCGUCCAAUAUGUAUGUGAUUUGGGUGAAGCUAAACGACACGAGCGUCACAUGCAGCAAUCACACUCGCAUUGACAGAAAGCCGGUUACGUUGAGUCGAAGCGGUAGGAAUGCCGGCUACUAUGUUUUCAAAAGGAAAACUAUAAACCGAUGCAUUUAAAUGUUUUCUGAUAACAUUCUUUUCACGAUUGAUUACGUCACACGGAUUGUGGUGUGAAAGUAAUAAGAUGGGUUUUGUAAUCUCGAAACUGGCAACGCUAGAUGAAUACGAGCAACAUGAUUCGGCAGCUAUAUUUCUUUAUCUGUCUGUGAUGUGAUGAUAUUGAAUUGAUUACUCAACCGAUCUUUCUAAAAUGCCGUUUCGUGUGUUACUCGCUUUUUGUCUCAUCGUGUCGAAUGCGAAUGGUGAAUCAUUAAAUGUCGAAAAAAUCUGAAAUCAAUGAAUCUCCCAUUCUAAUACCAGGCUGUGUCUACUUCUCAUUACUAGUUUAUGAUUGAUAGCGAGCCUUUAAGUUUCGCAUAAGACUACGGCUGACUUAUACUGACAGUCUGACUGAUCGUCGGUUAGCGAUUUAUUGUCUCCCUGCAGAUCAUGGUUUUAUGCGUAGUGUAGACACACAGCGACAGAAAGAAUUUAAUUAACUAGAAUUAACGUUAACUGAUAUUGGUGCAACCGGCCCUAUGCAUAUUUGGGAAGAGGAGUCGAACAGACGUUCGGAUGGUAUCCGAAGGUGUUUUGUAUAUUUUUCUAUUUAGACCAAAGUAGUAUUUAAGGAUACGCUGUCAAUUAGAUCUUUUACAUAAUUUGACCGUUUCGCCUCUGUGUCAGGCACAACGAUUUAAUAACGAGAGAAUCUUCGACACAUGAUUUUUGAAGAAAUGAUUCACGUGUCACAAAUGAUUUAGUUAAGUAUUAGGCUUAUCGAUUAAUAUUUUCUAAUCACACGUAUAACAUAUUUAAUCAUGCAUGGAAAAUUCUUCAUGCGCAACACUAUUCCUAAAUUUUGUGCAAUAUACAAAGAUUAAAAGAUUAAAAAAGAUUGAAUAGUCAUUAUCCGAAAGUUGCAAGAGAGUAGGGGGAAGAUGAGAGACAAUGUCUUUAUUUUACAGAUAAUCUCCAUAGAAUGUUGUAUUGCUUCUAGGUACUUAUGUCAAAUCAUUUAAGAAUAUAACAACACGAUCAUCCUUCUCUCUCUCUCUCUCUCUCUCUCUCUCUCUCUCUCCUUCUAAGAUUAAUAGAGUAAUUAAUCUAUAUAUUUCAGAAUCUCUCGUAUAGCCUUGUUUCCUGAGCAUAUACACUUGGUUUUAAAAUAGUUUGAAUACUUUCUCUUCGGUGCAGUUUAGAAUGUAGUUAAUGAUAUAAUGAAAGAGAAUUUCUGGGAAUUAAUCAAAACCCACUUCUCUCUAAGUAUUUAAACUGUUUUGAAACCGAAUGCAUGCAAUAUAUAAACUAUAACAUAAGAAAAUUGCUUCCUUGAUGUGGUAAUGUAAGAUAUAGAUAUCGUUUUAUAUCUAAAUAACAAACUAUAAUGUUAAUGAUUGAAUCUGAAACAUCUGACAUAAUGAUAUUAUCAAGUAUAAAUUGAUAUUCUUAUUAUUUAUAUCCCUUAAAUAUUUGCGUCGACUCUACUACCAAUGAGU
Molecule: messenger RNA, 3090 nt
Organism: Harpegnathos saltator (Jerdon's jumping ant)
Lineage: Eukaryota; Metazoa; Arthropoda; Insecta; Hymenoptera; Formicidae
Product: beta-1,3-galactosyltransferase 1
Exons: 5
Coding region: 404-1609 (401 amino acids)
Biological process (GO): protein O-linked glycosylation
Cellular component (GO): Golgi membrane
Molecular function (GO): hexosyltransferase activity
Source: RefSeq, a predicted model, not a curated record